UUUUCAUAAAAAAAAAAAGUUGUAAUGAGAUACGAUACACUAACGCGAUUGAUUCGUAGAUGCGGAAAAUGUGCACAAACGAGAACGAUCCAACUCGAUCUACGGAGCUUGAACAUUCAAGGCGAUGUGCGUCGCGUAGACUGCGUCGACGGCGAUCACUUCGUAGCUAUAACGUUGAACGAUGAGAUAAUCGACGUUAACGAUACUUAUUGUGAUCGACUCGACGAUGAAUGGCGGGAGGUCCGAGCGGAUCGUGAUAAGGUGCUCUUUUACACACUGAGCCAGAUUGUUUAUCCAGACUUCGACACGCCACGACCGGAAAAGCUUGAAUCGUUGUACGCUAUGGUGGGCGAAUUCGAUGUCGUAUUACUAAGGUGGCAAGGAGGCAAAGCGAUCGGGUUUUAUACCGUUAAACCUACAGGUACGGAAAUAUUCUCGACGAAAGAGAGAUACGUGAUGCCUGUAGUAGAUACCGCGUACAUUCGUUCGGAAUAUAGAAACCGGGGUUUCGGUACGGGAAUUCUGUCCGACGUAAUCGCGCGCUUUCCAAACGAAGAUAUCGGUUUCUCGAAGCCAAUCUCCAGCGGAAUGUUACGAAUACUGAAGGCAUUCCUGACGAGUCACAAGGAGUACCGGCUGCGUUUCUGGGAGAUCGCGGACUGCGAUAUCAGCGGGUCUCAGCAAUUGAUAUGGUGUACUUUGAAAAGAGCAACGUUAUGACAAAAAGCAAUUAGAAUUUAUUAUAAAAGCCACCACAAUGGCGUAACAGGGUAUUUAUGUAUUGUACAUUAUACUUGUAUAUGCAUGUUUAUACAUAUACGUAUAUCUAGAGAAAUGCAUAUAUAAUAUACGUACAUAUAUACAUACAUACGUAUGUAUGUAUAUAAAAAUUAAAUGGAAUAUAUUAUUUGAAAAAAUUUACCAUCGCUUAACGAAGGAAGGAGUACUCAUUGCCUCAUAAAUGUGUACGAAACGCAUCUAUAUUAUUUAAUCUCGUAAAUAGCAUGUAUCCGUUUUAUUUUAAAUUACUCUUAAAUUCGUUCAAUAAAAUUGAUCCUAUAACCAUU
Molecule: messenger RNA, 1067 nt
Organism: Temnothorax curvispinosus
Lineage: Eukaryota; Metazoa; Arthropoda; Insecta; Hymenoptera; Formicidae
Product: soluble lamin-associated protein of 75 kDa-like
Exons: 3
Coding region: 25-720 (231 amino acids)
Source: RefSeq, a predicted model, not a curated record